CUCUCAUUGGACUGCGAUUCACAGCCAAACUGUCAGCCCAUGUGGCGUGGCUACCGAGGAUGUCAGACAUUUAAAUGAAACAGACAGCGGGGACGCAGGAGGGCGAGAGUAAUGUUUUAGGGCUUGGCCGAGGGGGACAUCACCGUAACUCUGUACAGAAAGAAUAAGAGGAAUAUAUAGGUCAUCCCAAUCCUUAAGGAUCUGCGUGGGAGAUACUUAAACUGCACAUCCAGAAUCAAACUCUAAGCAGACAUGGAAGAAAUUGUUAUAGCUGGAAUUUCGGGUCGUCUUCCUGAGUCUAACAAUUUGGAAGAAUUUUGGCAAAACCUAUUCAAUGGAGUGGACAUGGUCACAGAAGAUGACAGGCGGUGGAAACCAGGUCUGUACGGUCUUCCUCGAAGAAACGGAAAACUCAAAGAAAUCGACAGAUUUGAUGCAGCGUUUUUUGGGGUGCAUCCCAAACAGGCCCACACCAUGGACCCACAGCUAAGGCUUAUGCUAGAGAUAUCGUACGAAGCUAUCGUCGAUGGAGGCAUAAACCCGGUGUCCAUGCGUGGCAGUAAGACUGGCGUCUACAUUGGCGUAAGUGGAUCAGAAGCAGGAGAAGCCUUCAGUAAAGACCCAGAAGAGUUGCUGGGCUACAGCAUGACGGGCUGCCAGCGUGCCAUGUUUGCCAACCGCUUGUCUUACUUCUUUGAUUUCAAUGGUCCCAGCACAGCCAUUGACACCGCAUGUUCAUCUAGUCUCCUGGCACUGGAAAAUGCCUUUAAUGCAAUUCGCCAUGGCCAGUGUGAUUCGGCACUUGUGGGCGGAGUCAACCUGCUGCUCAAGCCCAACACCUCGGUUCAGUUCAUGAAACUGGGCAUGCUCAGUCCUGAGGGAACAUGCAAGUCAUUUGAUGCCUCAGGUAAUGGGUAUUGUCGGUCAGAGGCUGCCGUUGCAGUACUUUUGACCAAGAAGUCAAUGGCAAAGAGAAUCUACGCUACAGUUCUGAAUGCAGGCAAUAACACAGACGGCUACAAAGAGCAAGGUGUGACCUUUCCAUCAGGUGACAUGCAGCAGCGUCUGGUCCGUUCCCUUUACCAGGAGGCCAACAUCUCACCUGAGCAGGUGGAAUACAUUGAGGCACAUGGCACCGGUACAAAGGUUGGGGAUCCUCAGGAAGUGAAUGGCAUUGUCAGUGUGUUCUGUCAGUCACAGAGGGAUCCCCUGCUGAUCGGCUCAACCAAAUCUAAUAUGGGACACCCAGAGCCUGCCUCUGGAUUGGCAGCUCUAGCCAAGGUGGUAUUAUCACUGGAACAUGGUGUCUGGGCUCCCAACAUCCAUUUCCAUGAGCCAAACCCUGAUAUUCCCGCUCUGACUGACGGCCGGGUACGAGUGGUGACGGAGCCCAUACCCGUUCGUGGUGGCAUCGUGGGCGUCAACUCGUUUGGCUUUGGCGGCUCAAACGUCCACUUGAUCCUGCGUCCGCAUGGUCCUAAGGUACUAGAUCAGACCCCACCUCCUGCAAUCCCCAGACUCGUACAGGUACCUGGCCGCACCGAGGAAGCGGUCACAACUCUUCUCAACAAGGCCCAGGAGCAGAAGGAGAACCAAAGCUUUCUGUCUUUAUUGAAUGAAGUGUCUGGAGUUCCCACAGCUGCCAUGCCUUUCAGAGGAUAUACACUGACUGGAGCACAGGGAGAAGUUCGAGAGGUUCAGCAGAACCAACCUACACCCAGGCCCCUCUGGUACAUCUGCUCAGGUAUGGGUACGCAAUGGGCAGGUAUGGGCCAGAGCCUAAUGCAGGUGCCGGAGUUUCGGGAGUCGAUCCUGCGUUCGGACAUCGCUAUGAAGGAAACCGGGCUGUGUGUGUCCCGACUGCUCAUGGAUGCCGAUGAGAGCACUUUUGAAGACACUGUCCAUGCAUUUGUUGGCCUUGCAGCCAUACAGGUUGCCCAAAUUGACAUGUUGCAGAAGAUGGGUCUACAGCCUGAUGGGAUCGUGGGACACUCUGUUGGAGAGCUAGCGUGUGGAUACGCAGACGGAUCCCUGAGCCACAGCGAGGCCGUUUUAGCUGCUUACUGGAGAGGACGCUGCAUUAAAGAAGCAAACCUUCCUGCGGGGGGCAUGGCUGCCGUCGGCCUAACUUGGGAAGAAUGUAAAGCUCAGUGCCCACAGGGUGUCGUUCCUGCUUGUCACAAUGCUGAAGACACGGUUACCAUUUCAGGCCCUCAGGAGUCUGUCACCAAGUUUGUUGCCGAGCUGAAGGAGAGCGGCGUGUUUGCCAAAGAAGUACGAAGCGCUGGCGUUGCUUUUCAUUCGUAUUAUAUGGCUUCCAUCGCUCCUGCCCUCCUGUCUGCACUGCAGAAGGUCAUUAAGAGCCCAAGACCUCGUUCAGCACGUUGGAUCAGCACAUCCAUCCCACAGGCAGACUGGGAGUCCCCACUAGCACUUUACUCUUCUGCCGAGUACCACGUCAAUAACUUGGUCAGUCCUGUUCUCUUUCAGGAGGGACUUAACCUUGUGCCGGACAACGCGGUGGUGAUCGAAAUCGCUCCGCACGCCUUGCUGCAGGCCAUCCUGAAGCGAAGCCUAAAACCCACAUGCUCCAUUCUACCUCUCAUGAAAAGAGGACAUGCCAACAAUCUGGAGUUCUUCCUGUCUCAUGUGGGCAAGAUGUACAUGAAUGGAAUUAACGUGGACAGUAAUAAUUUGUAUCCGUCUGUGAAAUACCCUGUACCUAAGGGUACCCCACUCAUCUCUCCUCACAUUCAAUGGGAUCAUUCCCAAAUCUGGGAUGUGCCAAAGGUGGAGGACUUCCCUGCUGGUUCAGGGGGGUCCACCUCAGCCACCGUCUACAAUAUUGAUAUGAACCCAGAGUCUCCUGAUUACUACAUGAUCGGUCAUUGCAUUGAUGGACGAGUGCUGUACCCAGCCACAGGGUAUCUGGUUUUAGCCUGGAGGACUCUGAUGAGAUCUCUGGGCACAGUCAUGGAACGCACCCCUGUUACAUUUGAAGACGUCACCAUCCAUAGAGCCACCAUCCUACCCAAGACAGGGUCUGUACAGUUGGAGGUGCGGCUCAUGCCUGCCACAAACCGUUUUGAAGUGUCCGAGAAUGGAAACCUAGCCGUCAGUGGUAGGGUAAUCGUUUUGGAGGAUGCUGCACUUGACACCUUCCAUGCUGAGUUAACCAAGCCAAUGACGACAGACCAGGAAGACCCUAAACUGCGUUUGAAAUCUGGAGACAUCUAUAAAGAGUUGCGUCUGCGUGGAUAUGACUAUGGCAAAACCUUCCAGGGCAUCCUUGAAUCCAACAAUGCUGGUGACUCUGGAAAGCUUCACUGGACGGGUAACUGGGUAACGUUUUUGGACACCAUGCUACAAAUGAUCGUGGUGGGGCUGCCCGGUCGUAGCUUGAGACUGCCAACGCGUAUCCGCUCUGUGUGUGUGGACCCCAUACUUCACGAGGAGAAAUUAAAAGAGUACACUGAUGACCAGAAAGCCGCUGAUGUCCAUGUUAACCGUUGCCUGGAUAACAUCACAGCCGGAGGAGUUCAGAUCUGCGGCCUUCACGCUACCGUGGCACCACGUCGCCAACAGCAGCAGACUCCGCCCACUUUGGAGGAGUUUGCCUUUGUUCCAUAUGUGGAGUCAGAUUGUCUGAGGAGCAGUGAGAAGCUUGGAGAGCAGCUGAGGCAUUGCAAAGGUCUAGUACAGCGUCUCCAGAAGAAGCUGGCCAAUCAGGGAGUAAAGAUCUCAAUCCCUGGAUUAGAUGAUGUUGCGGAGGGACAGCUGAUUGGUGCGGAGGCAGAGAAAGGUCUGUUGCGGCUGCUGUCGCUUCUGUGCGGGCUGGAGCUGAACGGUAACCUGCGCUCUGAGCUGGAACAGACGGUGCAGAAGGAGAGGGACUGUCUGCUGAACGACCCUCUGCUGAACGGCCUGCUGGACUCUCAGGCGUUACGGCACUGCUUGGAUACGGCUCUGGAGAACAGCACAGCUGGAAAACUCAAAGUUCUGGAGGCUUUAUCCACCGAUGGUCGUGUCUUUUCCCGGGCUGUUAACCUCCUCAACAUCCAGCCAAUGUUGCGUCUGGACUACACUGCUUCGGACAUCUCCACUGAUCGGCUGAAUGCCCACCAGAGCUCCCUGGAGGAGCAGGGCAUUUCGUCUGCUCAGUGGGAUCCUCUGCAGGGCCCGGCAACAGGCGGUUUGGUCGGGGCUGAUCUUGUUGUAUGUAACGCUGCGGUAGGACCUGUGGCGAACCCUUCAUUGAUGAUAGAGAACAUGGCUUCUGCUGCAAGGGAGGGCGGUUUUGUGUUGCUCCACACCUUACUGAGUGGAGAAACUCUGGGGGAGACGGUAGCCUUCCUCACAUCUCAAAAUAACCGGGAUGGAUUGUUGACUCAGGCUGAAUGGGAGAAGCUCUUCCAGCAGGCGUCUUUAAAUGUGGUCAUGCUAAGAAAAUCAUACUACGGCUCAGCUCUGUUCCUCUGCCGUCGACAGAUCCCUCAAAAACAGCCCAUUACUAUUUCUGUGGACUCCACUGACUACAAAUGGGUGGAGAUGCUAAAGAGCACUUUGGCGACGUCAUCUGAUAGCCCGGUCUGGCUGACGGCCACUCAUGGUCAUAAUGGAGUGGUCGGGAUGGUGAACUGCCUCAGACAGGAGCCUGGAGGAAACCGCAUACGGUGUGCGUUUGUUUCUAAUCUAAGUAAAAGCGCUCCAGUCCCCUCCCUUGUUUCUACCCAUAAGGACUUGGAGGCAGUGUUGCAGAAAGAUCUGAUGAUGAAUGUGUAUCGUGAUGGGAAGUGGGGCGUUUUCAGGCACCAGUUGCUCUCUAAAGAUCUGAGUGAGGAGUUAACCGAGCAGGCGUAUGUGAAUGUCCUGACACGGGGUGAUCUCUCAUCAUUGCGCUGGAUCGCUUCACCGCUGCGUCACUUUGUCCCUUCAAACCCUAACGUGCAGCUGUGCCGUGUCUACUACGCCUCCCUCAACUUUAGAGACAUCAUGCUGGCCACGGGCAAACUACCUCCAGACGCCAUUCCUGGAGAUGUAGCACUGCAGCAGUGCAUGCUGGGAAUGGAGUUUUCAGGGCGAGACCCCAGUGGUCAACGUGUGAUGGGUUUACUGCCAGCUAAAGGCCUGGCCACAUGUGUGGAUGCAGACAAACGCUUCCUGUGGGAUGUACCUACAAGCUGGACGUUGGAGCAGGCCGCCUCCGUUCCAGUGGUGUACGCCACGGCGUAUUACUCUCUGGUGGUGAGAGGACGUCUGAGGUCUGGAGAAAGCGUGCUGAUCCACUCGGGCUCUGGAGGGGUGGGGCAGGCAGCCAUUGCCAUCGCACUCAGCAUGCGCUGCAGGGUCUUCACAACAGUGGGUUCAGGAGAGAAGAGAGCGUACCUGCAGGAGAGAUUCCCUCAGCUCACUGCUGAAUCCUUUGCUAAUUCCAGAGAUGCGUCAUUUGAACAGCAUGUGUUGCUCCACACUCAAGGCAAAGGAGUUGACCUGGUGCUUAACUCGCUUGCCGAAGAGAAACUGCAAGCGAGCUUGCGUUGCUUGGCCAGACAUGGCCGUUUCCUGGAGAUCGGCAAAUAUGACCUCUCCAACAACACACCGCUGGGUAUGGCUCUGUUCCUCAAGAACGUGGCUUUUCAUGGCAUCCUGCUUGAUGCUUUGUUCGAAGAGGGAAACAGGGAAUGGGAGGAGGUAUCCGAGCUCUUAAAGACUGGAAUUGACAGUGGGGUGGUGCAGCCGUUACGCACCACUGUCUUUGAGAGAAACCAAGUGGAGGAUGCUUUCCGCUACAUGGCUCAGGGCAAGCACAUCGGCAAGGUCCUACUGCAGGUACGCUCGGAAGAGAAGAGCAGCACCGUUUCUGCAACAUCUCCUCUUUCCAUCCCCGCUAUCUGCCGUACCUUCUGUCCUGCAUCUCUCUCAUACAUCAUCACUGGAGGUCUAGGUGGUUUUGGGUUGGAGCUGGCUCAUUGGCUCACGGAGAGAGGUGCUCGCAAACUGGUGCUGACAUCCCGGUCUGGCAUCCGCAAUGGAUAUCAGGCCAAGCGUGUUCGGGAGUGGCAGGCCAUGGGCAUCCAGGUCCUCGUUUCCACAAGUGAUGUCAGCACCCUGGAAGGAACGGAGCGGCUCAUCACCGAAGCUUGCCGAUUGGGACCAGUUGGUGGCAUCUUCCACCUCGCUAUGGUUCUUAAAGAUGGCAUGUUAGAGAAUCUGACUCCACAGGAGUUCAUCGACGUCAAUAAACCCAAAUACGAUGGAACCAUCAAUCUUGACCGUGUGACUAGGCAGAAGUGUCCACAGCUUCAACAGUUUGUGGUUUUCUCCUCGGUGAGUUGUGGUCGCGGUAACGCUGGCCAGAGCAACUACGGAUUCGCCAACUCCACUAUGGAGCGAGUGUGCGAGCAACGUCGUCAUGACAACCUGCCGGGCCUGGCCAUACAGUGGGGUGCCAUUGGUGAUGUCGGUGUCGUUUUGGAGACCAUGGGUGGCAAUGAUUCAGUAAUUGGUGGAACGUUGCCCCAGCGGAUGGCUUCCUGUUUGGAGGUGCUGGAUAGGUUCCUGUGUCAGCAGAGGCCUGUAAUGUCCAGCUUCGUGCUGGCAGAGAGGGUUGUAGUCGCCAAAGGAGACGGAGGUGGACAGAAGGACCUGGUUGAGGCUGUGGCUCACAUUCUAGGUGUGCGCGAUGUGAGCAGUCUGAACGCUGACGCCUCAUUGGCCGAUUUGGGUCUUGACUCCCUAAUGGGCGUGGAGGUUAGACAAACAUUGGAGAGGGACUAUGACAUUGUCAUGGCGAUGAGGGAAAUCCGACAACUAACCAUUAACAAGCUAAGGGAGCUAUCCAGCCAAUCAGGAGGCUCAGAAGAAUCCCGAUCUUCUCCCGCAAAGCGUUCCGGUGCUCAGGCUCUGCUCGAAUCAGAUCUGAACCAGAUACUUGUGAACCCGGAUGACCCCACUGUUACCUCGCUGAAUGAGGUCCAGAGUGCAGAAAGGCCCUUAUUUCUCAUUCACCCCAUCGAGGGCUCCAUCUCAGCCUUCCGGACUCUCACUGCCAAGCUUAGCGUGCCGUGCUAUGGACUGCAGUGCACCAAAGCUGCUCCACUCGACAGUAUCCAGAGUCUUGCUUCAUACUACGUGGAUUGUGUGAGGCAGGUGCAGCCGGAGGGGCCGUAUCGCAUUGCUGGGUACUCUUUUGGCGCAUGCGUGGCUUUUGAGAUGUGCUCUCAGCUGCAGGCAGCCAAAUGUCCCGUUGAAUACCUGUUUCUGUUUGACGGAUCACAUUCUUAUGUGGCGGCAUAUACACAGAGCUACAGGGCCAAAUUGACCCCUGGCAAGGAGUCUGAAGCGGAGACCGAAGCUUUGUGCGCCUUCAUACAGCAAUUCACCGGAAUUGAGUACAACAAGCUUUUGGAGACGUUGUUACCUUUGUCAGACCUGGAGGCUCGCGUAAACAAGGCUGUGGAUCUGAUCACAUCCAGCCAUAAGAACGUCAGUCGAGAUUUGCUUCACUUUGCUGCAUCGACCUUUUACUACAAACUCAAGGCUGCUGACGGAUACGUUCCAGCCUCAAAGUAUCACGGCAAUGUUACGCUGCUAAGAGCCAAAGCCAGCAGCGAAUAUGGCGACAGCUUAGGGUCUGACUACAAACUUCACGAGGUGUGUGAUGGAAAGGUUUCAGUUCAUGUGAUCGAAGGUGACCAUCGGUCCUUCCUGGAGGGAGAAGGCGUAGAAUCCAUUUCGGGAAUCAUCCACAGCUCAUUGUCCGAGCCCAGAGUGAGCGCCAGAGUGGGCUAAUCCUUCUCUACCAACCAUAACUACUGUUUUUUUUCACCCCAAUUUUUUUGGUUUCAAUUUGUUUUGAAGUCAACAAAAUACUGUAUACUUUGCAUAUUUCACCAACCACAGCAAACUUUAUUCACCCAUUGCAUCUUCUAGACAUCAUCUAGUUGUUUCUUUUCUUGGCACUUAAAGUUUAUAUUCCGCUGGGAACAACAGAUCGCAUGAGAGUCUUGGGCGGAUCUAGGUCGGCAGCUCCGGUGCGGAUCCACUUUUGGAGUCAAUUGCUAUCUGAAGCGAUCGCUCACCCAAAAAUGAAAAUACUGCCAUUUACCCACCUUUUAAGUUUUGCACACCUGUAUACGUUUUGUUUUGCUGUAAUUUUGUAAUCAAGCAUGAAGCAGGAGCACCAUUGAUUUCCAUAAUAGGCAAAAAUAUUAUGGAAGUCAUUGGUGCUGACAACUGUUUGGUUACAAAAUAUCUUCCAUUCUUCAGCAAAAAAAGAAAAUUAUACGGUUUAGUAUUGUUCAAGUUGAGGGUGAGUAAAUGAUAACGUAACUUUCAUUUUUUGGUGAACUAUCCAUUUAAAUCAACGGUUCAAUCGGCUUUUCCAUUUUCUUUCCUGAAUGAUCAUUUAUUAAUGUGAAUUCAAAUGCCCUCUUUAUUGUUAAUAUCAUCAUACAAAUAUAACCUAGCAUGCGAUUUUAGUGAAGGAUCAAUUACCCUAUGUAGUGCCUAGAUGUAGUGAUUGAUCCCCUUUUACGCAUAUAGCUUGACAUUUAAAAGUCUGUUAAAGGUUGCGGCAGCAUCCGUUCCUGGAUAUUCAUGCUAAUGCCAUAGCUAACCUGAUGAUGCGGACGGCAAAUGUAAAGCUUUCAGUGCAUACGAAUUUACAAAAUGGCUGUUUUGAGAAUCUAGUUACGCACUUAGCUGAGAACGCUGUUUACCAGUUGUGAGCAACUAUAGCUCACAUCUUUUGCUUAUGUUUACUUGUGUAGCGGUUUUUCUUGUUAUAAAUGAUAUGUGCUGGUUUUCUUGAUGUUGCUGUUGAACUUCUAAAAUGAUGCUGCAAUGAUUGUGCAAUUAGUAUGUAUUGAAAAGGGAAAUGUGUACGAAAAGAAAAUCCUGUAACAUUCCUGUAAUUUAAGUAAUGAGAGCUAUUUAAUUGACGUGUGUAGACCGCAAAAAAAACACUUUAUUGUUACUUAAUGUCUCAAAUAUUGUACAUGAGAACAAGCUAAUAAUCUAAAGCAAAGUCCAAUCAUGUAACUUAUGUGAAGUACUACUGUAUAUUUCUGAUGCUCGGCAAUCCAGACUUGUACGAAAAUGAUGCUUUACUGCUUCUAUGAGUAACUAAUAACUGGAUUAACUGGAAUAUUAACCUUGUUUUGAAGUUUUUUUUUAUCCUCUUUUUGAGGAUGGUACAAACAUUCCUUAUUGUUACAAGUGUCUCCCAAAUACGUAUAUGUGUAUACGUCGUCCCAAAAUGUUGUGUUAUUAAUUAACCUCUUUAAUACUUUAGAUCCAGCUUUAAUAAGAUCUUUAGUAGUAAUGUUAGUUUUAAUAUAUUCAUAUUGUGGCCAUCCUACAUACAAGCUUAGUUUACCUUUACAUUUUCUUGUGCUUGAGCGAAAUUAUAGACAUUGUUGAUGACUUUCUCAUUUUUAGAAAAAAAAUCACUACGUAUUUCUGAGAUUAAUGUUCAAUGACGAACUGUGUGAUUUUAUCUAAUGUGCUUACAGCAAAACUAAAGAAACUAGAAAACGUAUUUUUCUGUGAUCAUUUUUUUUCUUUUGGUGUUUUGUUCAGGUAUUUAUUGCACUAGUCUAAAUAAAAGCUAUUACUAACACAAACAA
This is a messenger RNA of Paramisgurnus dabryanus, 9629 nucleotides long. RefSeq names its product fatty acid synthase (gene fasn). Lineage: Eukaryota; Metazoa; Chordata; Actinopteri; Cypriniformes; Cobitidae. Gene Ontology annotation, biological process: fatty acid biosynthetic process. The record is from RefSeq and is a predicted model, not a curated record. Gene Ontology annotation, cellular component: cytoplasm. Gene Ontology annotation, molecular function: phosphopantetheine binding; fatty acid synthase activity; oxidoreductase activity.